CGCAGCUACAGACUGGGACGGGCUUAGAUGGUCACCUGGCCCGGGCGAGGUCACUUGCCUUCGUUCUCGACCUUGAUUCACUUGUCUCUCCCAAACUCCCAUCUCUCUUGACCACGUCGACCUCGACGACUGCAACCAUUUUCAUUGUGGUACCCUGAAGCACUGGGAAUUGCCACUGUAUCUCGAAGUGGACGAUAACAUACACGACUGGUUAAGCACCGUGCCGAGUCUGUCUGGCCAUUCUGAUAUCCCGCGAGCCCCAGACUCUGAGCCGCUGUUCGAUACCGGAGAACGAAGAUCGACCUGCCUGGACUUGCGCCAAACCUACGCCAUGUCCGCUCGCCCGACUCGCUCUGCGAGCAUCCCUAUCCCUCCAAGCGCAUCCUCGGCAGCACGCAGCCUCGAGGAUGUUCUCUCCAUGCCAUUUGCUCGACAACCAUCAAGCGGUGCUACCUCUCGACCCCGGCGCACCAGUGGCGUCUCACGCAGCCCAGACGAGCAAAGGUUCCGAGGGCCUAGCGUGAGUCCUGUGCGCAGUACCAUCAGCACCUCGCCUUCGAGGCCGUUCGUGGGCAGUUAUUCGUCUGCCCUGGGCCGAACCACCGCACAGCGAGUAAGCACACCGACUACCGCCGACUCGCCGGCGCCGACCUUCCAGCCCCGCAUCAUUCGAGCAGCGAGCAAUCCUACGCCGUCGCGUGACCCUGUUGCUUGCCUUCCUGGCGCUUCAUCUCCUGCACCUGUGCUGUCUACCUCACCCGCGCGUCCUCAUCGUCUGGGAGAUCGCUCGAGCACGAUCUCGACGGCACCGCGCAUCUCUGCUUCACUUUCCGCAGGCCCUCGUGUCAACUCUUCAUUCGCCCAUUCUACGUCUGUCCAUGCAAUCCCAACCACUACCGUACAGGGCUUUCCUCGGCCCGCAUACCUCGAAUACUCUGCACUGCGCGACUUCUUGCACACUGACGCUCCCGCGAUUGCACCGCCUGUACGCAAUGCUACGACCGCACCACACCCGCUGUCUACCAUCGUUGCCCCGCAGCCAUACCCCUACUUGCGUCGAUCCUUGACGCCGGCCGAUAGUGACUCCGAAAACACUCCGAGUCCUAGUCCGCCACCUCAUAAUUCUGCCAGCACCACCGACAGCAGCCUGGGCACCUUGUCUGCAAACCCAGUCCUGAGGCUCCCAACCAGGUGGAGUGAACAGGACCGUGGUACAGUGCUUACGAUCUCGCCGGACGGUCAGGAAGUGACAUUCUGCGGACCAUCGUUUACGGGAGAGAAGGACUCCGCGGCCGCACGCACCAACUUCCCGAUUCCACCAGCGUGUGGAAUAUACUAUUACGAAGUCGAGAUCAUCCAACGUGGACAGAAGGGACACAUCAGCGUUGGCUUUUCCUCGGGCAACGUCCGUCUCUCGCGCCUCCCUGGCUGGGAACCCCAAUCGUGGGGCUAUCAUGCAGAUGACGGGUGGUGCUUCGCUGGCACGAAGGAUGGCACGCCAUAUGGCCCUACGUUUGAUUCUGGGGACGUCAUCGGCUGCGGGGUCGACUUCAGCCAGAACCGCGCGUUCUACACGAAGAACGGCGCCUUCCUCGAUAUGCUGUUCGAGAACAUCCCGACGGCUACCGUCGCGCUCUACCCGUCCGUUGGCAUGCGCCACACAGGCGAGUCGGUGCGCGCCAACUUUGGCCAGGCUCCCUUCCGCUUUGCUAUCCCGGAUUAUGUGCGCAACCAGCGCGAUGCCGUAUGGACCGAGGUCAUGCGCAUCCCAAGCCAGGCGCCUGAUUCGAGCAAGGAGCACGAGAACGAAGCCGAGGCAAAGGAGCUGAAGGCGCGCAUGGAUAGCGCGGCUGAGGAAGAGACACGGGCCACGCUCAGGAAACUCGUGAUGGGCUAUCUCGCGCAUCAUGGGUUCGCGCGUACGGUGAGGGCUUUCCGUGAACAGUGCACGAAGGACGAGGGUAUGGGCACUUCGAGCUCCGGCCCGUCGGUGAAAGAGGAAGUGAUGGACACCGACGAUGGUCCACAAGCGGGGCCAUCGGGCAUCGCCCACGGGUACAACACUGAUUUCGGAGCGGGCGUACAGACGUAUGACUCCGAUGGGUUUCACCACGCCGAUGCAGAGACACGCGAUCUGCAGACGCGUUUGUCGAUUCUACAAGCAGUCCGCGUCGGCGACAUCGACCGAGCACUGGAGGAGCUGCACAUCUACUAUCCGCAGGCACUGACUGCACAGGACGGCUUGCUACUGUUCCGUCUCCGCUGCCGCAAAUUUGUGGAGCUCGUGCUAAAGGCGGGCGCUGCGCUGCGCAAGGUAAAGGAGGUUGAGAAGGAGCAAGACGGGAACCUUGCAGACGGGUUACCUCCAUUGCCACCGAUGGAAGGGAGGCCAGACGACAUAGCGUUGGAUGGAGAGGGCGCGAUGGACGUGGACGACCCAUCGCCCGAGGCCCUCUCCACGUCCACUGUCCGUGAUCUGUCUGUCGGCUCUCUUCUACCCACGUCCGUCGCGCCCUCCAUCGUGCCUACCCUCGCGGACGCAGCGCGGGAUGCCUUGCACACAGCGUUGGCCUAUGGCCAAACGUUGGAGGCAGACUACAAAUCCGAUACACGGCCUGCGGUGCAGACGCACCGGCUGCGCACAUUUGGGUUGGUCGCGUACGAGGAUCCCGAGAAUGUCGGCGGGGAAGUAGGUGCGCUCGCCGGGCAGGAGGCCCGGGUGCAGUUGGCCGGCGAGGUCAACCAAGCCAUACUGCAAUCUCAAGGGCGGCCCGUGCAUCCUGCCCUCGAGACCCUCGUCCGCCAGGCGGGUGCGUGCGUAGUUCAACUCGGCCUCCUCGGUGAAGGCCGAGCUGCCUUCGCCGAUGUGCGACAGGAGCUCCUGGAGGCUUGAUCUCACACUUUGCGGAGAAGCUGUUUUGCUGGGUUGUGAACAUGGACGGUGGGAAUGCUAACGAUCGAGAAGCAGUAUGUGUAUUGUACAGUGUACUAAUGCCAGUCUGUGUACUACCAGUGCUUUGAUAUAUAUAUGACUCCGCUUUCCGUCA
Molecule: messenger RNA, 3047 nt
Organism: Fomitopsis serialis
Lineage: Eukaryota; Fungi; Basidiomycota; Agaricomycetes; Polyporales; Fomitopsidaceae
Exons: 7
Coding region: 332-2893 (853 amino acids)
Molecular function (GO): protein binding
Source: RefSeq, a predicted model, not a curated record